Molecule: messenger RNA, 954 nt
Organism: Leishmania braziliensis MHOM/BR/75/M2904
Lineage: Eukaryota; Euglenozoa; Kinetoplastea; Trypanosomatida; Trypanosomatidae
Exons: 1
Coding region: 1-954 (317 amino acids)
Molecular function (GO): protein binding
Source: RefSeq, a predicted model, not a curated record
AUGGAGGAUGUGCUGGGAGGGGAGGAAAUGGCGAAACUGACGGCGCAUCCGGCCUUACAUGCCAUCGUGAAGGCCUACAGUCUCGAUGAACAGGCCAACGGCGGUGCCGCCGAGGACGGCGAGGACGCCAGUAAGGAGGGGGGCGCAGACGCGUACUACCAAGACGACGAUGCCGCGCUACUCGACGAAGAUGCUGAGGAGGCGGCAGAGGCAGAUCGGGAGGCGCAACAGCGCGACAUCCUACUCUACAAACGCCUGCUAGCCCACCAGCUGCACUGUGGCAGCAUUGCCCAGCACAUUCAGCAGCACGGGUUGCUGCGCAUGAGCACAACACCGCCGGUGGACAUGACCAUGUACGGUAUCCUCUUCUCGUGUCGUGAGGUGCCGCCUGCUAGUGGCGCUGCGGAGCAUUCAGAGAGCUCCGUGUCUCUACAAGUGCGGUGGCAGCCGAGUAAGCGGAGUCGCUACGCUGGUACACCUCUCCACUGGGCCGUCCUCGCCCGCGCGCAUGACGCUGUGCGCUUUCUCGUAGAGCACGGCGCUGAUUGCACUGCAGGACUGAAGGCAGUCACGAACGACGGCACUGCGCCAGAUGCGCAGCUGAUGAUGUACGACCAGAAGGUGCUGGCGACGCUGACGCCUGCACGCAUGGCCGCCGCCAACGAGUCACACAGCACACUCGAAGUGCUGAAGAGAGCUGUGGCGGCGCAAGCAGUGACGCGUGCAGACGAAGAGGCCUUCUUCGUUGUGCUGGAGGAGCGUCUGCGGAGGCGCAAGGAGGCUUAUCUACGCCGUCUCGAAGAAGCGCGCAUGCGGCGACAGCACGAAUCCGAGGAGGAGGCGAGGCGUGCGGAGGUCGAGGAAGCUGAAGUCGAGGAGGCUGAGGAAGAGGAAGAGGGCAAUGUGUCCGGCGAAGAUGGCGACAGCGAAGAGAAAGAGGAGGCGGACGGCUGA